AUGAUCAUUGAAGAUGAUGAUGUCCCUUUAUCAAAAAAGUUAUCCCGAAUGUCAAAUUCGGGAACACGUAGUAGUUAUUGUGACAUUCCUAUUAAGAAGAGGCCAUUUGACAACAAAAUUUUAUUGAACAAUUCUAUUAAGAAAUCAAAAGUGACACCAUUUGAUAAUCAAGAUAAAGAUGAUACUCCUUUAUCGAGGAAAACUCAAAUGUUGGUUGACAAAUUUGAAAGUAGAUUAUUUUCUUCUAACAAGAAAGAACAUGAAUUGGCAAAAAAAUUGUUUGAUGAAUGCAAAAGUAAGAGACACGAAGAAGAAAAUACAUUGGAGUCCAAAGAGCUUGAAAAGAUGAUAAAGAAAAUGAGUUUUGUUGAAGGAAUAAAGGAUUCUUUGAGAAAAAUGGAGGGAAAAAUGGGAGAAUGUUUCGAGGAAUUCGUAGUAAAGCAAACACGACUCUUUUUUAAGGACUUGAUUAGAGAGCACAAGCAAUGUACUAAGGAAAAUAAGAUCAAAGAGAGAGAACUUGAUGCAAUGAAAAAACAAUUUGAUGGAGAAGUAGAAACAUUAGAGUCAAAAAAGAAGGACUUUGAGUCCGCGAAGAAGCUAUACGAAGAGAAGGUGGACGCGCUUCGGUUAAAAGAGGAAAUGUGCACAAAACGAGAGAUGGAUAUUGAGUCAAAGGAUAAGCUUGUUGAAGGUCGUAAAAAGGAUCUCGAUUUAAAAGAGAAACAAGUUGAAAUUCGAGAGACGGAUGUAGAAUUAAAAAAGAAUCAACUUGAACUUUGGGAGAAAGAGAUAGAAUCAAAAAAGAAGAAACUCCAAGAUCAAUUCAUGGAGCUCCAUUCAAAAGAGGAGAAAUUCAAAUCUCAGAUACAUAAGGUCAAGAGUUUUGUAAGCCAAAUGGAGGAUUUCAAAUCAUAA
Messenger RNA from Trifolium pratense (red clover), 918 nucleotides. Its product is annotated as stress response protein NST1-like. The record is from RefSeq and is a predicted model, not a curated record. The transcript has a single exon. NCBI's taxonomy places the organism in Eukaryota, Viridiplantae, Streptophyta, Magnoliopsida, Fabales, Fabaceae. The coding region runs from base 1 to 918 and encodes 305 amino acids.